AUGUUAGCAUCACGAAAGCGCGCGUCUUCACCCGUCGAGGCGGACCAAAACAAUCCGACGGAGAAGGCCCAUACAAGACCCAACCCAAAGAAAGCCGUCAAAAAAGAUGUUGGGACUUGCUCAAUGGACAAGAAGCAGAUUGGAGACCGCGUCAAAGCAGCACUGGCUUUGAACAAGUACGCACUCAACCGAACAGUCAUAAAUCUCCAAAUAGACACGGCAUUCUUCCGCACCUUCUUCAUUGAUAAUGACAAGCUCAGCAAACCAUUAUCAAUCACCCCUACGGAGUUCGACGACACUUCCCCCGUGGUCGUCGUAGAAUUCAGCCAUCACCAAGCAGCCGAGUUGCUCGGGGUUAGCAAGGUGAAGGGAGGAAACAGGCUAAGUACAACGCACCUGGCGGCUAUCAUCCUGUCCUUUCGUGUCGAUGAUCCUACUCCUUCCCUAGGGCAGUGA
This is a messenger RNA of Penicillium antarcticum, 456 nucleotides long. RefSeq lists its product as uncharacterized. The record is from RefSeq and is a predicted model, not a curated record. Bases 1 to 456 code for a protein of 151 amino acids. The transcript has 4 exons. NCBI's taxonomy places the organism in Eukaryota, Fungi, Ascomycota, Eurotiomycetes, Eurotiales, Aspergillaceae.